Messenger RNA from Misgurnus anguillicaudatus (oriental weatherfish), 5912 nucleotides. NCBI's taxonomy places the organism in Eukaryota, Metazoa, Chordata, Actinopteri, Cypriniformes, Cobitidae. The record is from RefSeq and is a predicted model, not a curated record.
AAUCAAAGACAACCGUGUCUCCACUAGAUGGCCUCGUCCUACAAGCAGUAGCAAACCCCCUGUUAACUUGCACCGAUUGGACGAACGUAGGGCAGGCCAACCUCCUGAAAUCACUACAAAUCCUCUUAUCUGCCCAAUCUGCCGCUUUCCUCACCAUUAUGCCCUCCCAUUUCCUCUCCCCGUGCCUGUGAACCCACCAUGAGUGGAGAGUGUAAUCCAACUGGAUUACAGUGUAAAUUGGGUGAUGGAGGAUUGGGCUCUGUUAGUGAGUCUCAACUGCAGGACACCAUUGUAGUGACUGCACUGAUCAGGGUUUCCUAUUUGUGUGGAUUGAAUAAGUGUUUAUUGUAACAGGGAUUAUUUCAUAAAACCACACAUUUUGCAGAGCAUCUAUCAGAAGUUAAUGGAGUAGAUCAUAACACAUUGAUUGGAUUGGAUAUAAAAAAGAAGAAAGAAGACACGGUCAGAAAAUUUAUUGGAUUACUUUGUUUAUCUGUUUCAUCCUGACUAUGAUGAGCAUUGAUUAGUUUACUUUGUCCAGGGAAAGUUUUUGGAUGAUCUAGAAGAACAUGACUCUUCUGAUGUGGCUAACCAGGCCUUCUGGACACUUUUGGAUGUUCAAUCUGUACAGCUGAUGUGGACCUCUGAGUGGUCCAGGGAGAAAUAUGAAGCGAUUUAAGACAGCAUGAGGAAAUAUGCAAAUGGAAGUCGGGAUAUAUUUUUAGUAGGAAUAUUGGAGUAGUGGAUACGGACUCUUGAUAGUACCGAUACGGCACUUAAGGAUGGUCAUCAGCAUCAUGUGUUGCAGAAGAUUUUCUUGGGUUAUAUUCCUCAUGGUCUAUGUAGGCUGGCUCUGUAUCUCUACCCAUGCUCAAAUGAGGAUUCCACCUGAAACGGUUCAAAAAUGGGCCAAUACUCUUUCAGAGCAAAUAAAUGCCAUUGCGUCAAAAUAUUCUGGAGCUGCUCUCUUACAAAAGAAACUCAAAGAUGUCGAGCCCAUCAUUAAAAUUGAGGAGUUGGAUGGAGCACGGCUGGUUCUGGACUUUUCCGAUGAAAUCGAGAGAAUGCUGGGAAGCAAGAUGAAAUCUGUAAAGAGGCUUGCAGACACAGCUGAGGAUGCCGAUUUGUAUCACGAGUUCAAUGCAUCAUUAAAGUUUGACUAUUACAAUUCGUUAUUGGUGAAUACUAUGGACGAAGAGGGAAAUUUCAUCGAGCUUGGAGGUGAAUUUCCACUGGAGGAGAAUGAGCAUUUCAACAAGCUUCCCGUUAACACUUUAAUGAGCGCCAUCCAGGUUCCGACCAAUGUCUACAACAAAGCUCCAGAGAUUCUUAAUGGAGUGUAUAUGUCCGAGGCCUUGAAUGACGUGUUCAUAAGUAACUUUCAGAAGGAUCCAACGCUCACGUGGCAAUAUUUCGGCAGCUCAACAGGGUUCUUCAGACUUUAUCCAGGAAUAAAAUGGACCCCCGAUUCAAAUGGCGUUGUUUCGUUCGACUGCAGAAACAGAAACUGGUAUAUCCAGGCUGCCACCUCUCCUAAGGAUAUCGUCAUCGUGGUUGAUGUCAGUGGCAGUAUGAAGGGUCUGAAAAUGACCAUUGCCAAACACACCAUUAACACUAUCCUGGACACUCUUGGCGAAAAUGACUUUGUCAAUAUUAUUGCAUACAGCGAUUAUGUCCGCUAUGUGGAGCCCUGUUUUAAAGGAACGUUGGUGCAGGCAGACUUGGACAAUCGCGAGCAUUUCAAACUGCUUAUAGAUGAACUUCAAGUGAAGGGAGAAGCAACCGUCAAAAAAGCCAUGAAGGAGUCUUUCCGCAUCCUUGCUGACGCCAGAGCAAAUGGUCAGGGCAGUCUAUGCAACCAAGCAAUUAUGUUGAUCACAGAUGGAGCCAUGGAGGAUUUCCAAUCUGUGUUUGAAGAGUUCAACUGGCCUGACAGGAAGGUUCGUGUUUUUACUUAUCUUAUUGGCAGAGAUAUGACCUUCUCAGAAAACACCAAAUGGAUUGCCUGCAACAAUAAGGGAUAUUAUACUCACGUCUCUACACUGGCUGAUGUACAGGAGAACGUUAUGGAGUAUCUUCAUGUUCUUAGUCGACCAAUGGUCAUCAACCAUGACCAUGACAUCAUCUGGACUGAGGCGUAUAUGGACAGUGUGCUUCCUAACACUAAAGAGGUGUUCAAAAGCAAAGCACACAGUCUGCUGCUCAUGACGUCUGUGGCCAUGCCAGUGUUCAGUAAGAAGAAAGAAACACUUUCUCAUGGCAUACUGCUAGGAGUUGUGGGAACUGAUAUCCCUCUUUUGGAAGUCAUGAAAAUAGCCCCACGAUAUAAGCUUGGUACACAUGGCUAUGCGUUCCUCAUCACAAACAAUGGAUACAUCCUGGCACACCCUGAUUUGAGACCUCUGUACUAUGAUGGGAAGAUUUUAAAGCCUAAGCCGAACUACAACAGUGUAGAUCUGUCAGAGGCAGAGUGGGAAGACAAAGAAGACAGUCUAAGAACAGCCAUGGUGAAAGGAGAAACUGGUACUCUGACUUUAGAUGUGAGGGCAGCUGUUGAUAAAGAGAAAAGACCCUUGUUUCUAAAAAAUGAUUAUUUCUACACAACUAUCAACGAGACUCCUUUUAGUUUUGGUAUGGUGCUUACAAGGGGUCACGGACAGUACAUGUUUUUUGGAAAUGUUUCUGUGGAGGAGGGCCUUCAUGACCUACAGCAGCCAGAUCUCACUCUGGCCAAUGAAUGGACUUAUUGCGAGACAGAUAUUGACCCACACCAUCGCAAACUCACUCAGCUGCAGUCUGUGGUCCGAUACCUGACUGGGAAAGAGCCCGAUUUAGAGUGUGAUGAGAUUCUGCUGCAGCAAACAUUGUUUGAUGCUGUGGUAACAGCACCACUGGAGGCUUACUGGACAGCACUUACACUUUCCGCACAAGGUGUAGAUGAAGGCAUGGAAACGGCUUUCCUUGGAACCCGCUCGGGUCUGAUGCGUGUCAUUAGAUAUGCAGGAAGUGAGAAACAAGUGGGGAAAAAGUUCUUGACCCCCAUUGACAAAGAAAACCUCUUCACUGUGGACCACUUUCCCAUCUGGUAUCGCCUGGCUGCUGAAAACAAACCUGGUCAAUUCUUCUUUUAUGUCCCUCAAGAUGGCGUGAACAAAGGGAGGAACACUUUCGUGGCAGUGACGUCCGUCACGGUGACAGAAGGGAAAAGAACAGCGCUUGCUGGAGCUAUUGGAAUGCAGGCAUCUCUGGAUCUACUAGAGAGAGUUUUCUUUUCUGUUACCAAACAACCAAACAACACGGAUUGCAGUGAUGUGGAUGGUAUUUGUCCUCUCAGCUGUGAGAGCAUUGAUGUCAACUGUUACCUAGUUGACAAUAAUGGUUUCAUACUGAUCUCAAAGGACAGAGGAGAUGUUGGGAAAUUCUUUGGAGAAAUAGAUGGAUCUGUGAUGGGCCAGCUACUCAAAUCAGGCUUGUUUAAAAGGGUGACAUUGUAUGACUACCAGGCCAUGUGUAAGAAUGCUCACCAUCACUCUAGUGGAGCUAAACCACUGCUCAGUCCUUUCUAUGGUCUACUGGCAUUAAUCAAAUGGUUCUUCUCAAAUUUCCUGGUGUUUUUAUUGGAGUUCAACAUCUGCGGACUUUGGCAUAAUGACUAUGUAGUAGAUGCUAAGGCUGUGUAUCAUGCAUCACACAACAAACAGAAGAAAGCUGACUUAAUGCAGCCUUGCAACACCGAAUAUCCCGGCUUCAUAUAUGACACGUCAAUUCGAGAGACAAACAGCAUCAUCAAAUGUGGGCGUUGUCAAAAGAUGUUUGUCCUACAUCAAGUUUAUAACAGUAACCUGGUCAUGUUGGUGGUCCAGGCAGACUGUGACUGUUCUCGCCAAUAUGCUCCUAUCACUCUCAUGCCUAAGGAGGUCAAAUAUAAUGCCACAGUUAAGUGCAACAGGAUGAAAUCGCAGAAGAUUCGCAGGCGACCAGAGUCUUGUCAUGCAUACCAUCCUCAUGAAAAUGCCAAGGACUGUGGUGGAGCAUGUGGGAUAUCCAUAUCUCUCAUACUGUUAUUCAUAUGCUUGGUCACGUCAUUAACCUUGAGAUGAUUAAAAAAAAAUUAUUAUCAGCUAAGCAACAGGCCUGUCGUGGUCCAAAAUGACCACAAAAACAAACAUGGCCAGGCUAAGGUUGCUUAAAGCAACACUGUGUAGUUUUUUUACCUUUAAAUAAUGUCUCUAAAAUAAUUUCAGUGAUAGAACAACUUUUAACUGGACAAACUGUACUGUUGCUGCAACCUGAGCAGCCUCCUAGCUGCUACAAGCACACUCUGAAAGUGGUGGUGGAGAGUAGGAAACACAGCCCCGCCCCUCCCCCUGCCUGCAGAAGAGUGUCUGAUACCAGGCACUGUUGCGCUUUUCAACCACAUGGGGGAGCUGUAAGUCAUUUUUACAUGGAAACUACAUAGUGUUGCUUUAAUACACAGCAAUCCCGCUUACUACUGGACACUGUACAGAUAAUAUUUUGUAGACGUUCUCAGUGGGAUUAACUGAGUGUGAGAUAUAAUCUUAGAUUUUCUCUUGUGACUUGAUGUUAUACAUCAGCUCAGUAUUUUCAGGUGUAUAAUGAAAGUUUCAAUAAUGCAACACAUAUAGAGCAUUAUUACCUUUGUCAUUUAUACAUGUAAUAUAUAACACUGUAAAUAAUGCAAAUGUUAGGCAUUUAAGUAUAAAUGUAAAAAGUAAUGGUUGAUUGGAUGGAUUAAUACGUAUUGUACCAGUAUCAAAAAAUCAGUAUUUUUGUCAAAAAUAUGUAGCUACAAUUUUUUACAUAAUGUUUCAAUAUGAUUACUAAAUAUAUACCCAAAGUAAAAAAAAUAAUUUCAUAAAAUGUUUAUAGGUGAAGACAAAAUAUGAAAUUUAGUAGAUGUUAACAAAUUUGUUAAAUAAAGUGGUUGAAAAUCACCAGGGGCCUCAUUUAUAAAACUGUGCGUAGGAUCCUUACUAAAAGUCUACGUACGCACAAAAGCCAAAAAUGUCAUGCGCCAAAAAAUAUUAAGACUUAUAAAACAAAGCAAUGUUCCCUUUAUAAAUCACAGAUCACCUGCAAGUGUGCGUACAUGAAUCAUCUUCAGAUCCCACCCUGCAAGCCCAUUUUCCCAUCAAGUUUGUUUUUUAUAGAUCACAACCUUUGCGUGGGAAGUACACACGCUUUAUAAAUGAGACCCCUGAACUGUCAAAGUUAACUCAUGCACGAUUACAUUUGAUUUUUUGCAGAAUAUCUAAAUACACCACCACUUAUAAAAAAGAAUCAUGUUUUUUUAGUAUUAAAACCAGUAUUUAAAAAUUAACUAGUUUAAACUAUGGUUUACUAGUUACCAUAAAUACCAUACAGGGCUCCAAGACUGCCACCAAAAUUUGAGUGUGCGCCACUAAAUUUUACAUCCAGUCGCACAUGCGCGACUAGUAAAUUUGACCUUUUUUUGUGAUGUGACACUGAAUUUGAAACGGCACAUUGUACUUUCUGCAUCUAUCAUUUAGUAUUUGUACAGUGGAAAUUAGUAGAAAUGUGAAUAUUUAGUUAGCAUGUUGAUUUACAGUGUGUGCCCCUAAAUUUUCUGGUUGCGCCCCUAAAAUUUUCAGUUAGGGGCCACUGUGCCACAAGUUAGUCUGGAGCCCUGUCAUAGUUUAACAGUUAUGUUUGUCAUAAAACUACUGUAUGCUUAUACAAAUGUUACUCUAUUCACUAUAAAAAACAUAGUUACUACGCUUUUACUAUAAUAAAACCAUGCCACUGUAAAAAACAAAAUGCAGCAUUUUUGUCAAAUGAACAUAUAUUUUUAUGCUAAAAUUAAGUUGUUUAACCUAAUUUUUUAAUUUAUGUAAACUAUUCACAGGUCAAAACUUAAAAUAAUAUGUUAA